This is a messenger RNA of Nicotiana attenuata, 870 nucleotides long. RefSeq lists its product as uncharacterized. Bases 55 to 870 code for a protein of 271 amino acids. The record is from RefSeq and is a predicted model, not a curated record. The transcript has 5 exons. NCBI's taxonomy places the organism in Eukaryota, Viridiplantae, Streptophyta, Magnoliopsida, Solanales, Solanaceae.
CUUUUCAACUUCAUAUUUCAUCUACUACAGUCUGAUUGCAAUUACUUUGCAAGUAUGGCCACACAAAUUCAUGAUAUCAAACAAAUAUCAUCCAACUCGAUGCAAUGGAAUCUCAAAGUUAGAGUGGUUCGAAUGUGGAUAAUGCCGGAUCGCUUUAACCCGCAAAUACCGUUUUCAAUUGAAUUGGUUUUACAGGAUUCUAAGGGUGAUCGUAUACAUGCUACAAUCGGAAAGUAUGUUCUUAAGUUUUUUAGGAACAAGAUACAUGAACUUCGCUUAUAUCGUAUGAACUACUUUGUAGUCGGACCAAAUAAGUUGAAGUUGAGGACUACGACACACAAGCUGAAGCUGACAUUUACUCAAAAGACAUUUGUCGAGGAAACAAAUGAUCCUUCAUUUCAUAUGAACAUCUUUAACUUGCGCCAUUUUCACCAACUAACAAAUGAACAUGAUGUCGAUGAGACAGAAUUACUCGAUGUGGUUGGUCAGGUUGUGACCUAUGAAGAUGUUAAGACCUACAAGCAGGGAGACGACCAAAAUUUCCUCAUUAAUGUUGUACUCGAAGAUGAUCAAUUACUUGCAGCACGUCAAUCAAACAUUGAGCGUAUCACUCGAACAAGUUCUCAACAAAGUUACUCUGUUAGAGAUGAGUUAGACAAAGGAAUUGUACUGUUUAAAACUAUUAGGGAUUUAGUUCAGUGCACGCAAGAAUCCAGCUAUUGGAUUGCGGCAAAAUUGGUUAAUUUCGAACUUGACUGGGGAUGGUCAUACUUGGCAUGCAACAAGUGUAGUCGAAAGGUGAAAAAAGUUGGAAAUAAAUACUUUUGUGCCAAAUGCAAUGAAGAAGAGUCUUCUGUUACAAUUAAAUAA